Messenger RNA from Phlebotomus argentipes, 429 nucleotides. RefSeq names its product N-alpha-acetyltransferase 38, NatC auxiliary subunit (gene Sbat). Bases 64 to 402 code for a protein of 112 amino acids. Gene Ontology annotation, cellular component: NatC complex. NCBI's taxonomy places the organism in Eukaryota, Metazoa, Arthropoda, Insecta, Diptera, Psychodidae. The transcript is spliced from 2 exons. Gene Ontology annotation, molecular function: RNA binding. The record is from RefSeq and is a predicted model, not a curated record.
UUUCUAUAAAUUGUUCCUGUAUUUUUGUUGAUCCGGGAAGAAAAUCAUUGAAUUGGCUUGAGAAUGAAUUACUCCAGUGACGAGGAUCUCUCUGAGAAUGAUAAGAGGAAUAUCGAUCUGCACAGCAGGGUCGAUCCGCCGUAUAAAACAGCUCCUCUGACACCCGGAAAGAUCAUGCUGAAGUCGUGGCUGAACAGAAACUUCCGCAUCGUGAUGACUGACGGACGUCUCCUGAUCGGUGUGUUCCUCUGCACGGACGCAGAUGCCAACGUGAUACUGGGGAUGUGUUCAGAGUACACGGAGGAGGGCGGCGAGGAGAGGAUUCUCGGACUGGUCAUGGUGCCCGGCAGGCAUAUAGUGUCAAUGGAGGUGGACAUGAGUGGGCAGCAGUUUGAUGCAUAAUAAUGCGUGUUACUUAUAAUUUAUUCU